AUGAAUCUCAUCGACUGGGAACGAGGCACUCUCAUUCCCAUGAAAGGUAGCGACCCAUCCUGGGGUACUCCACCAAACGCAUACGAACUGCUUAAAGUCGAGAUUGAGUUCUUCAUCCAGCGAUACUUCGACAAACAUGGGUACUUGCCAGACAAUGACGCGAUGCAGCUAGAAGCAUGUCGCAUCAUUUUCGCAGCCGAGACCACUUCCGUCAUGCACGGACCAGACACAAACCAUCUCCACGAGGUUUCGUGGCUACGAGACCUGAUGAUGUCAUCACAUGAGCUGACUGAACACGCAAGAUUCCAGCCCGUUAGAUCUUCCCGCGAGAGCAGACAUUUUCCGCUACGGAUCAAUGCCAAGGAUCAUCUCUUCGAACAAUGCCCUUUAGAGGCGCAGCUUCGUGGGUUUGUAACUCAGCGCAUAACGGCUGGCGAGACGCUUGACGAUGCGCAACUGCAUCACGAGGCAUGUCAGAUUGUUCGGCGCAUGGAGCAAGAAUCUAGUACUCCAUCCGACGUUUUCGCAAAUUGGAUCGUCAAAGGCAUCUACUCGGGCACGAACUGGAUAUCGCUCUUUAAACAACGCGCAGGUAUCUCUGAUGUUGUAUCCACCGACAUUCCGGCAGAUCAUGGCUUGGGCGAAUUACUAGACCUCUCGUGGCCAGCCUCGCCUCCCAAAGAAGCAUCCACUUCCGCUCUCGGGACCGCAAGUCCGUCCAAGCAAACCCACGACUACUUCACUACGCUUCCCACUUUCUCUGAAGAGCCCAUACUCUCGCCUGAAUCUACCGCGCAGACCGACAUGUACGGUCGUCUGCGAUCGCUGCUACCCGACGACACCAACUUCUACAGGAUAUUUGACAGCGACAUGCGGAGAUGGGCCGCGUCAACGCUCUCACCGAAGAACCCGAAUUGUCACGUCCCUUCCGAUGAAGAGAUACAGCAUCAAGCGCGAUGGAUAAUGUAUGAUGGCGACGACCCGUGGAACCAGACACCUGCGGACUUUCCGAACUGGUUGUCACGGUUCAAGAGGGAGGUUGGGAUUGUGGCGAAUGACGAGGGAUCGAUUUUUGGAGUGUCAUCAGCAACCCAGACCGAACCUGCUUCAUCAGGCCAACCUAAGAACUCCCACGAUGAGUCGCCAGGCCCGUUCCGCCUAUUUGCACUGCCAGGGGAGCUCCGCAACAUUGUCUAUGCUCACGUUCUCGAAACGGAUGAGGCUAUCCUCAUGGCACCAUAUUUCAAGGAUGGAGCUUUACACCAGCGUCUGAUCCUGGAUGACCCGGCGACAAAGUUGCGGACGGAUCUGAACCAAAUGAAAUUCGUCUGUAAACAACUCUACGAGGAGACAUCAGCUCUACCACCGACCCGCUGUCCGGAACUGAUAUUCCCUCUCCGCAAAGACACCCCCGAAUCCGCUUCUAGCAUAUGUGCAGGAUACAUGGCUAGCUCCAGACCCGAGCAGCUCAACAAGAUUCACCGCAUCCACGUCCACGAGCGCGUUGCAUACAGACAGGGUCCGUUCUCAACGGACAUCUUCGACCCUUGCAUGGACCAGCUUGUCACAUUCGCCACCCAACACCCCAACACCUCGAUCCAAGCAUUCCUCCAUGCUAUCGACCCAAAGCUAUCCAACGACACAUCCAAAUUCCCCAUCACAGGCUUCUCCUACGAAAUCGCUCGCAAACAGGGUUCUGGAUGA
Messenger RNA from Alternaria triticimaculans, 1704 nucleotides. RefSeq lists its product as uncharacterized. The record is from RefSeq and is a predicted model, not a curated record. The transcript is spliced from 4 exons. Bases 1 to 1704 code for a protein of 567 amino acids. NCBI's taxonomy places the organism in Eukaryota, Fungi, Ascomycota, Dothideomycetes, Pleosporales, Pleosporaceae.